GGCUAGGAAGGAAGAAGAGAAAGUGGGGCUCUCCCACCGUCCACCUCCACGUCCGCCUGUCCGCUGCUCUCUCGUCGUUUUCUGCACGUUUGCUCUCUCCACCUCAGCGCCAUCAGCCAACCUUCCGCCCGCCCACUUCGGUGUUCCUUCUCUAUCCGAUGCCUCCUGCUCGAUCCUUCCUUCCCCAUCCAUCUCCGGCACCUCCAAACCAGUUCCGCCGGUCCUUCUCCAUCAGGGUCUUUCCCAUUCCCCCACGCGCAGUGGAGUCGCUUCAUUCCCUUCUCUCUCUCCCGCACUCCCCCACCUCCAACUGGGGAGUGGAGCCUCCGCCGACUCUCGCCUUCCACACCCCCCUGCCUCCAAACUCCAGCAGCUUUUAGCGUGCUCGCCUGAACUGCAAAGCAGGGAAUGGGAUCCCGACGGUGCCGAACUCCUCUUGGUGUUUGGAAGCCCGAAGAAGGCGUCCGGGGCACUCUAAAGAUCCUAUGAGUGACAUCAAAUUCUCAGCCAAAUCCAUAUUCUUCCACACCUUCCUAUUGCCAUCCCUUAUCAACAGUGAGGCAAUUUUUUACCUCUGGGUGAGGGACCAUUCUCUUUGCUAUCUCAGCAGAAGCAAGGAUGCAGCAUGAGAUUUGAUGGGACCUGAGAAGUCCCAUCUUUCAGACACAUGAACAGCAAAGAAUCACAAGUGCCUGUGAGAGACACGACAACAAAAAGACGGCCAUUGCAACACAGGCUGGCUUGCAUCACCAAAUAUCCAAGCAAGACCCCACUCUGGGGGGUCAUGAAUAAAGCCCAGAAUCUGCUUGACUGUGGCCGAAGGAAGGCUUGAACCACAGUCCACGAUCCAGGAACCGUUGCCACCUGCAUCCCAGAAAGUAUGGCGGGACGAAGUCAUUCCCAGGCUGGCUACCACUGCACAACUUGCCCACUGCAUGAAAACUCAUAGGGAACUGCUAGCUCAACCCCGCUACUCUGUCUCUGCCUUACAUCCGGACGUCCACUACAAUAAAGAUUUGAGAGAGAAGCUGAAGCUUAGAGCCUGGAGGUUCCCCUUGACUAUGAGCAACCAGAAGAGUGAAAUCCAAGCAAAUUUUCGUGGUUGGCCCAAUCUGCCGCACGACCCCACCUUUCAUGCUGGGCCUCAGCCAUUCAGAUUGGCUGCUCAUCACACAGAUGGAGCAUCCAAGUUGAUGGUAGCCACUACGCAGAACAACGAACUCGCUGGAAGACCCUUCUACAUCUGUGACAAGGCAGUGUUCCGGCUUAACGAACCCUAUUUAUCUACCACUGCCCAGGACUUCCGAAUCUUCACACAGAAAGAGCUUCAAGGAUAUACUCAGAAGGAACUUCUCAAUUUGGAUCCUUACCCUCUGAUUCGUGUACCUGGGCCUAUGCGGGAUCUCCAGAUGUUUCCAAAGGCUACGCGGGUGCCCCACCUGAUCCUGAACCCAGCUGUACCUCAUCGAGGUUUAUUCAGCCUGGCCCAAGAAACCUACCAACUUCCCAAUGACCAUAAGCGUACUUGGGACCGUUUCUGCCCUGUGCAGCGGCCACCCACAGUUUCCUGCCGGGUACCUGUGGUGGAAAUUAUGUGUGUGCCACACAUGUAUGAGACAGAGUAUAAAUGCUAUGGAAGUGGCAAACCUAUGCCAGUGUGAGAUGGAUAGAGAUUUGCACUCUCUCACUAUUCCCUUUCUCUUACUUCAUCCAAAAAGAAAUAUAUAUAUAUCUCACCAUGUUUACCUUUUGAUCAUUUUGUUGAUAUAACAAAAACUCUAGAUACAUUCAACAAAUGGAAUGUUUUGACUUAUACUUUGCCAUAUACUGUCCUAGCAUUUUAGCCUCAGAAAACUGUGAUCAAACUAGAUCAAACAUAAAAAGGUGCCAUACUGUGCACUCACUUGAAGAAUAAUAAGUCCACAGAAGUAAACAAACCAGUUCAGGAUUAAUGUGCAAGAAUUGAUUCUUGCAUUAUGGUAUAUAAAGGAAAUAGAACCAUAUCCACAGGGGACUUCUGGAGUGAGAUUAAUCUGCCCUUCUUGUCUUCUUAUAAAGUAGAUUAAUCUCACUCCAUACAUAACAACACCAGAACUACAGGUAGUCCUCAAUUUAAGACCUGUUGCUUAGCAACCAUUUGAUGUUACAACUGACUUUCAUGGCGAUACUUAUAAUCUGAUUCCAAAGUUCUAAUGGCCAGGCCAUUGACUGCAUUUGGGUGUUCAGAAGCUGGCCCACAUCUACAGCUAUAUCCUGCAGUCAUGGGAACAUGUGAGAUUUUUCUAAAAACUAGUGUUUCUACUUUUUGGCAAAAAAAAACACCCCAUUGUUUGCUUAACGACCAUAGUGUUUACUUAACUGGAGCAAAAAAAGUCAUAAAUUUGAAUCAGUUAUGUGGGUUUUGAUUUUGAUUCUCACAAUUUAUCACCCUAGUGGGCAAGCUCCAUUAAGGUCAUAAGUCAAGGACUAUUGUACAAUGAUACUGAAGUCCAAAACAAAACAAAGUCAUAAGGGAAUAGCAAUUAAGAACUAACAGUUUGCUAGGCCUAACUUCAGGAUUGAUAGCCAUAGAGAUUUGCUUCAGUUAUCCACAAAACAAGCCCCCACUGUAUUGGCUCUUUGCUAUACAGUUCACUGUGUCUCAAAUAUGGAUAGGUCCUCAGGCAGCAAACAGGUUUGCUACAUCAUGCCUGCUUCAGAUCCCAUUUUGUAUAGCCUGAACCAUGAAAUAUAUUGCUGUACUAGAGUGUGCUAAUUUUGGCUUGAUGUGUUAUGUAAAAUCCCCCAAUUAUUUAAAUAAUGUUUAAGCAAAUCAUGACAUAAUGCAAUUGUUUGAACCUAACCCAAAUGUGAAAGAUAGAACAAAUAUAAUUUUCACAUUUAUAUUCUAUGUUUCUGGUUUAUAUGAGAUUUUCCUAUUUUCUCUUCAUAUCAACUGGAAAGUUGGUUAGCUAGAGAGACAGUGACUUGGAUUGCUUAAGUAACAAUUGCACAUCUGAAGAAAGAAGCAUGGAUUGUAUUGUUCUAAGCAGAUGUUCUAGCCAGUUCUAUAUUUGGAUACAAGGCCCAGAACAGAUGCUAUAUAGCAGUGAUAAUGAACCUUUUUGACAUUGCGUGCCAAAAACGGGGGGAGUGCAGGGGGGGUUGCGCGUCUGCGUGCCCACACCCAUAAUUCUAUGCGCCCCAACCCCGUGCAUGCGCCAACCCCCCCACUCCCCCCACUUUUGGUAAGGUGGGCCGGAUAAGCCCAUUUUUGCUCUCCCCAGGCUCCAGAGCCUUUCAAGGAGCCUGGGGCGGGGCACAAAAUGGCCUUUCCCACACACCCCCGGAGGCCGGAAAUGGUGGGACUGGAAGUUGGCAAACGGGCCAUUUCUGGCCUCCAAAGGGCCUCUGUGGGGUGGAGAAGGCCAUUUUCUCCCUCCCAAGGCUCCUAGAAAGGCUUUGCAGCCUGGGGAGAGUAAAAAUGGGCCUUCCGGUCCCACCAGAAGUUGACAAACGGGCUGUUUCCAGCCUCCAGAGGGUAUCUGGGGACGAGGAGGCCAUUUUUGUUCCCCUAGGCUCCUAGAAAGGCUUUGGAGCCUGGGGAGAGCAAAAAACGGGCCUUCCCCAGUCCUCCUGACUCUCCGAAGGUAGGAAACAGCCUGUUUCCAUACUGCCAGGUGGCCCAGAAAGCCCAAAAAUCAGCUGGGCAUGCUGGAGCUGAGCUCACACGCCCACCAAGAUGGCACACAUGCCAUAGGUUCGCCAUCAUGGCAUAUAGGGUUCUCAGCAGGAGUGAGCUACCAAUGGCUGUUAAGAUGACAUUUAUCUUCAGCCCCCUUGUCAAUAAGUAGCAGCUGGAAGCCCACAUAGCCUGGGGUUAGAAUUUUGGAUUGAUAAUGAGCAUUUGCUGAUUCAGAUCCAUUGCUAAAUGAUGGUCGCAAGGUGACUAUCCUCUAAAAUUGUAUACAUUUUAUACAAUUGUGGUAUGAAUAAUAUGUGAGAGACAGAAGCAGUGUUUAGGAUGUGAGCUUCUAGAAGGGAGAUGGCAUAUCAAUGUGCAGUUUAGUCCUUGAUUUACAACCACAAUUGGGAACAUAAUUUCUAUCGCUAAUGGAUGCAGUUCUUGAGUCAUGGUUAUUUUGUGACCUUUUUUGAUGCAGUUGUUAAGUGAAUCAUGGUGACCGUUAAGGGAAUCACAUGGUUGUUAAGGGAAUUUGGCUUACCUCACUGAUUUUGCUUGUCAGAAGCCAUCCAGGGAGGUCACAAAUUGUGAUCACAUGACUCCAAAAUGCAAUAAUCAUUGUAAAUACAUGUUUUCCAAGUGCCCUAAUUUUGAUCAUGUAAUAGAUACUAUAGUAAAUGAGGGUAUGGCUCCUAAGUUACUUUUUUCAGUGUUGCCAUAUAUAGUUGUAAGUUGAGGGCUAUCUGUUAUUACAUAAACUAGUUACUGCAUUUCUGUCUCUUGAUGACAGAGAAACAAUGACAUGGGCAGGCAAAAAGAGCAAUGAGACUAUCAGCGACUUCCAAUUUCUUGCUGAUUUGGGCAAAUCUGACCACUUUUUGGCAGCCAGUGAUGGACCAGUCUAUCCUGACUCUGGAGGUCUAGGGCAGGAUUGAUUUAUCUGCUCUCCAGAAGCUGAAUUUACCUGCCUCUGGAGGGCUAGAUAACUAUUGUAUUUUUUGGACUAUAAGACCCACUUUUUCUCUCCCAAAAGGUGAAAAUGUCAGUGUGUCUUAUAGACUGAAUAUUGCUGGAGCCCCGCCCACAUAUCGGCCAUU
This is a messenger RNA of Ahaetulla prasina, 4761 nucleotides long. It is a transcript of the gene SAXO3, whose product is annotated as stabilizer of axonemal microtubules 3. Lineage: Eukaryota; Metazoa; Chordata; Lepidosauria; Squamata; Colubridae. The record is from RefSeq and is a predicted model, not a curated record. The transcript has 6 exons. Bases 936 to 1661 code for a protein of 241 amino acids.